AUGCCUAGUCCAGAUUCUAUAGAAAACUUUGAAGUUAGCAAAGGUCGAAUAGUGAAAGAUAUUCUCGCAGGGACAUUUGGCGGAGUUGCACAGGUGCUGGUAGGGCAACCUUUCGAUACAACUAAAGUUCGACUGCAAACGUCUCCACACGGGACGAGGACGUUUGAAAUAAUCAAGCGAUUAGUGAAGAAUGAAGGUAUCUUGGCAUUUUAUAAAGGUACGCUGACUCCAUUGGUGGGAGUUGGGGCCUGCGUAUCGGUACAAUUUGGAGUAAAUGAAUCCAUGAAACGAUGGUUUCGAUACCAUGUGAAUGAUGGUAAAGAUCUGAAAUUGUCACAAUUCUACAUGAGUGGUAUGAUGGGAGGAUUAUGUAAUUCAUUUCUUUGUUCCCCCAUUGAGCAUGUAAGAAUUAGAUUACAAACUCAAAGCCAUGGUACAAAAGAAUUCAAUGGACCAUGGGAUUGUGUUAAGAAGCUGGUACAAAAUCGCAGCUUGAUGAAAGGGUUACCAGUCAUGAUGCUUCGAGCUGGUCAUGGUCUGGGGUGUUAUUUCUUGACUUAUGAGGCGUUAAUUAAGAACGAAUUAGGUAGAAGAAGUGUACAUCGAAAUGAGAUUGAAUCGUGGAAAUUAUGUGUAUUUGGUAGUGUUGCCGGUACGAUGCUAUGGCUAUGCAUAUAUCCAUUAGACGUGAUUAAAUCAAUGAUACAGACUGACAAUUUAAUGCAUCCAAAAUUUAACAAUUCAAUGAUGAAGGCUACAAAGACAUUGUAUAGGAAAGAGGGAUUAAAAGGCUUUUUCAAAGGAUUUACACCUACUUUACUUAGAGCAUCUCCUGCCAACGGUGCAACGUUUUUGACGUUCGAAAUGGCAAUGAGAGUGCUUGGAUAA
Molecule: messenger RNA, 888 nt
Organism: Kazachstania africana CBS 2517
Lineage: Eukaryota; Fungi; Ascomycota; Saccharomycetes; Saccharomycetales; Saccharomycetaceae
Gene: YMC2
Product: organic acid transporter
Exons: 1
Coding region: 1-888 (295 amino acids)
Biological process (GO): mitochondrial L-ornithine transmembrane transport
Molecular function (GO): L-ornithine transmembrane transporter activity
Source: RefSeq, a predicted model, not a curated record